This is a messenger RNA of Agelaius phoeniceus (red-winged blackbird), 2497 nucleotides long. RefSeq names its product BTB domain containing 9 (gene BTBD9). The record is from RefSeq and is a predicted model, not a curated record. NCBI's taxonomy places the organism in Eukaryota, Metazoa, Chordata, Aves, Passeriformes, Icteridae. Gene Ontology annotation, cellular component: cytoplasm. Gene Ontology annotation, biological process: circadian behavior; adult locomotory behavior; modulation of chemical synaptic transmission. Gene Ontology annotation, molecular function: protein binding.
AUGAGCGGCGGCGGGGCGGGGGGAGGAGGCCUCGGCGGCGGCGGGGCCGGAAAUGGUCCAGUUGUUGCUGUGCAGCUGGAUGUUGCUGAAUAACAUUUCUAUGAGCUUGCUGUUCAAUCUGCCUGUUGUUCAGAAUGGCGAAGAACCCUAAUUUCCCAGAAGCGGGGAGUCUGCCUACAGGCUACGCGCACUGUAGGUCUUCAGACAGCUUCACUGGUUAUCAGUAUCACCAUCCCUCCAAGAUGAGUAACAGCCACCCGCUUCGUCCGUACACGGCUGUGGGGGAGAUCGACCACGUCCACAUUCUGUCAGAGCACAUUGGUGCCCUAAUGAAUGGGGAGGAAUACAGUGACGUUACCUUUAUUGUGGAAAAGAAGCGUUUUCCAGCACACAGAGUCAUCCUGGCUGCUAGAUGCCAUUAUUUCAGAGCAUUAUUGUAUGGAGGAAUGAGAGAAUCUCAGCCUGAAGCAGAAAUUCCUCUUCAGGACACCACUGCAGAAGCAUUUACCAUGCUGUUGAAAUACAUUUACACUGGUCGUGCUACGCUGCGAGAUGAGAAAGAAGAGGUUCUUCUUGACUUCUUAAGCCUAGCACAUAAAUAUGGAUUCCCAGAACUGGAGGAUUCCACAUCUGAGUAUCUUUGCACAAUACUUAAUAUUCAGAAUGUCUGUAUGACUUUUGAUGUUGCCAGUCUUUAUUCUCUUCCCAAAUUAACUUUUAUGUGCUGUAUGUUCAUGGAUAGAAAUGCCCAAGAGGUGCUCUCCAGUGAAGGCUUCCUGUCACUUUCUAAGGCUGCUCUUCUAAGUAUUGUACUGAGAGACUCAUUUGCAGCUCCUGAAAAGGACAUUUUCCAAGCUUUGAUGAACUGGUGUAAACAUAACCCCAAGGAAAACCAUGCUGAAAUCAUGCAAGCAGUACGUUUGCCACUAAUGAGUCUGACAGAACUACUGAAUGUUGUAAGACCUUCUGGAUUGUUGUCACCUGAUGCCAUCCUAGAUGCCAUUAAGAUUCGUUCUGAGAGUCGGGACAUGGACCUCAACUACAGGGGCAUGUUAAUACCAGGGGAGAAUAUUGCAACAAUGAAAUAUGGAGCACAAGUUGUAAAAGGGGAGCUGAAGUCUGCUCUUUUGGAUGGAGACACUCAGAACUAUGACCUGGAUCAUGGAUUCUCUCGACACCCAAUCAAUGACGACUGCCGCUCCGGCAUUGAGAUUAAACUGGGCCAGCCCUCGAUAAUCAACCACAUACGAAUUCUCCUGUGGGACAGAGACAGUCGGUCUUAUUCCUACUACAUCGAGGUGUCCAUGGAUGAGUUGGACUGGAUUCGGGUUAUCGAUCACUCUAAAUACCUCUGUCGGUCCUGGCAGAACCUGUAUUUUCCUGCCCGUGUCUGCAGGUAUAUUCGAAUUGUUGGGACCCACAACACAGUGAACAAAGUUUUCCAUAUUGUGGCAUUUGAAUGCAUGUUCACGAACAAAUCCUUUACCCUUGAGAAAGGUCUGAUAGUUCCCACUGAAAAUGUGGCAACAAUUGCAGACUGUGCCAGUGUGAUUGAGGGUGUAAGUCGCAGUCGCAAUGCCUUGUUGAAUGGAGACACGAAGAACUACGAUUGGGAUUCUGGAUACACGUGCCACCAGCUUGGGAGCGGAGCCAUUGUGGUGCAGCUGGCACAGCCCUACAUGAUUGGAUCAAUACGGUUGCUACUUUGGGAUUGUGAUGAUCGGAGCUACAGCUACUACAUUGAGGUUUCAACAAAUCAGCAACAGUGGACCAUGGUGGUGGAUCGCACAAAAAUUUCCUGCAAAUCCUGGCAAACAAUCACUUUUGAUAAACAGCCUGCGUCUUUUAUCAGAAUAGUUGGAACUCGCAACACAGCUAAUGAGGUGUUUCACUGUGUGCAUUUUGAGUGCCCAGCACAAAACAGUACCCACAAGGACGAGAGUAGUAAGGAAGUAGCAACAGCAGAGGUGGGGACUGGUGGACAGUAGUUUGUUUCUUGCCCUGUUGGAGCUGCAAGCACCUGCUUCCCUGCAUUCCCCUCCUGGAUCCAUCUCGCAUCCUCAUGCUCACCAACCGUAAAGGAGGUUGAAAGGGAGCUUUUGCAGCCCCACUGACAUUCUAUGAAAUUAUUCAGAACCUUCUUGUGCUGGCACCUUUUCUUUCUUUGUGAAUGAAGGGGACCAUGUCUGAAAGCUGGAAGUAUUGAAAUGGAAAAGGCUUUCUCCCAAGGACAUGAAGAGACUGUUGCACUCUCCUGGAUAUGUUCAAAUCAGGCUGGUCCCAAGGGGGGAGAAAAUAGGUCUUCAAUCUUCAUCAAGUACCCCAUUAACACCCUACCUCUCUAAUCUAACCAAGGCAAGGAAAACAGAAGGGAAUAAAAGGCAGAGCUACAGUGGAAAUCCAAAAUUACUCAAGCAGAAUGGAAAGCAUAUGAAAUAAGUAUUUGUUCCCUAGAGGCUUUUAUUAGCAAAAAAAAAAGUUUAUGGAACACAUCAGU